Molecule: messenger RNA, 2325 nt
Organism: Penicillium macrosclerotiorum
Lineage: Eukaryota; Fungi; Ascomycota; Eurotiomycetes; Eurotiales; Aspergillaceae
Exons: 4
Coding region: 1-2325 (774 amino acids)
Cellular component (GO): fungal-type vacuole membrane
Source: RefSeq, a predicted model, not a curated record
AUGGCUGACGAGGCAAGCCAGCCGCUACUGACUGGGCAGGCCCGAUCUUCCUCGCCCGACCCAUCCCCAGGGACCGCCACUUUUCCCGAUGAGCCUCGCCGAUCAUUCGAAUUGUCAUCCGAAUCAACACCCCUACUUCAUCGUCGCGACGAUAAUCUUGCGACCUAUGGAACAGAGCGACGAUUAUCCAGGUCGCCAUCAACUGUAUCACGACGGUCGACAUCGUCCGAAAGCGGCGCGACCAAGAGACGUAGCCGGGUGCGAUGGCCGACCUUGAUAUCCCUCACCCUGUUAACCACUGGAAUCUUGGCGAUCCUGUUUUUCGCAUUUGCUGCGCCGGCUACGGUGAAGGAAUAUGCUCAGGAGGCGGCCGUAUUCAAACCAACCGCACUUUCGAUCGAUUCGACAACACCCGAUGGUGUUCGUGCUCGAAUACAGGGCGAUUUUGUUAUGGAUGCGAAUCGCGUGAAGAAUAAACAUAUGCGAAAUUUUGGUCGGUUUAUCACUUGGAUUGCCACAGAGGUUGAAACAGGCGAAUCAAAUGUCGAUGUAUACCUGCCGGAAUAUGGCAACAUUCUGGUUGGCAAUGCUGCUUUGCCAUCCAUCAAAGUCAACAUUCGCAAUGGCCAUCAGAAUCAUGUCGACUUUUUGGCAGACUUGCAUGCGGGUGACAUUCAAGGAAUCCAUUCAAUUGCGAUGGAUUGGAUAGAGGGAAGACUAGGUCGUCUCAGUAUUCGUGGUAAGGCGACGAUACAUCUGAAAUCGGGGCUCAUUAGCAUGGGAACCCAAGUCAUCACAGAUACUGUCACAUUCGAAGAAAAUGAUUUCCCUGCCAUACCAGAGGUCAACGUUACCAAGAUUAAAGUGCACGACGCGAUGGGUGGAUCCAUGAUAGCAGAUGUCUUGCUUUCUGCAAUGUUUGAUUCUCCAAUUGUUCUUACAGUCCCGAGUCUUGGCUUUGACAUUCUUGUGCCAAACUGCUCACCAGGGGACCCUUCUAUCUUGGUUGCUAACGCCGAAACGGCCGAGCUCGAGAUUCGUCCUGGCGAGCCUACAGAUGUCAGCGUCAGUGGCUUUAUUAAUAAACUACCUGAUGAAUUGACGACUACAUGCCCUGGAGAAGAUGGUUCACCGCUGGACUUCCUAGUCUCAAGCUAUAUUCAAGGUCUCGAGACUACAAUUUACGUCCGUGGGGCGGAAUCGUCGCCAUCUGACGCACCAGGCUGGCUAGUAAGCCUUUUACAUAGUGUCACAAUACCUUUACCAUUCACAGGACAUGCGUUGGAUAACCUUGUGAAAAACUUCACCAUGUCAGACACGCAUUUCUCCCUCCCUGAUCCAUUUGCGGAGCCAGGAACCCCUGAGGCACAGCCGACGGUUUCUGCUUUGGUCAAAGUUCUGAUUGCGCUGCCUGAACAGAUGAAUUUCCAAGUCGAAGUUCCCCAUGUUCGUGCUCUAACAGACGUCUACUACAAGGGUAAAAAGCUUGGGAUGUUGAACAUUAAAGAAUGGCAAGACGCCAACUCGACUCAGGUAGUGGACCGCGAUGGCCUUUCUGCGUUGCUCGUGGAGUUUACCAUGAAGGAUGCACCCUUACAGGUAACGGAUAGCGACCUGUUGACACAGAUCGUCCAAGAAAUGCUUUUUGGGAGUAAGGCUGUGGUCUUACAUGUUGCUGCCACUGUAGAUGCAAAGGUCUCAACGGGAUUGGGUCGCUUUGCUGUGCGUGGCAUCCCUGCAGAAGGCAGCGUCCCCGUUAAGACUCCUUAUGGAAAUCCAUUGGGCCGCUUCAAUCCUGAAGUUACAUCUCUGGAGCUGGGCGACACCACGGAAUCUUGUCUCUCUGUGUCAGUUCUAUUGAAUUUCAUGAAUCCAACCAACUAUUCUGCAUCAGUGCCAUUCAUUGAUGCGCUUAUGUUGUUCAACAAUACGGCUGUGGCUCACAUCAUUGGUCGCGAUAUAUUCAUUGUACCCGGAAACAAUACCAAUGUUAUGAUUGACUUCAAAUGGAGUCCGUUGGCGAACAAUCAUACUCAUGGAGUGAAAGCUGGCGACAAUACAACUGUGACAAUCAGAACUCAUGAGGGAACCUUUCCAGCCCUUCCAAACAUCGGCAAAUCACUGUCGGCAUUGCAGAUUGAUGUUCCGGUACCACAUAUAUCAAUUCCAGGGUCACCAGGCAACGGGCAGGGUGGCGAUGAUGAGGAUCAAAAACGUCCACACUUCAUUCAAGAUGCAACGGUACUAUCUCCAUUUUAUAUAUCCACGAAUCACCGUGAAGUUGCAUUGUCCUCCAAGAACGCUAGAGAAAUGCAAGAAGACUAA